GAUCCUGCUGACCGUGGUGGUGAUUUUCCGCAUCCUGAUCGUGGCCAUCGUGGGCGAGACGGUGUACGAGGACGAGCAGACCAUGUUCAUGUGCAACACGCUGCAGCCGGGCUGCAACCAGGCCUGCUACGACAAGGCCUUCCCCAUCUCCCACAUCCGCUACUGGGUCUUCCAGAUCAUCCUGGUCUGCACCCCCAGCCUCUGCUUCAUCACGUACUCGGUGCACCAGUCGGCCAA
Chaetura pelagica (chimney swift) is the source of this 237-nucleotide messenger RNA. RefSeq names its product gap junction delta-2 protein-like. Gene Ontology annotation, cellular component: connexin complex. NCBI's taxonomy places the organism in Eukaryota, Metazoa, Chordata, Aves, Apodiformes, Apodidae. The record is from RefSeq and is a predicted model, not a curated record. The transcript has a single exon. Gene Ontology annotation, biological process: cell communication. The annotation marks the transcript as partial.